GGCAGAAGUUGGUUUCAGUCUGAGGACAGAAUGCUGCAGCGCUCUUCAAACACCAACCAAAACCAGUUGGUUUCCCCAGAAAACCAGUGAAAGGGGUGUACGAGCUUUCUUCCACUCAGUCUUUACAGGAAAGUAGUCUCAUAAAGUCAAUCGUUGGAUUUUCAUCAUUGUUUUAAAAUGGGUGAGUCAAGUCUCUGUCAAGUGAGAGCAACGGUCUUGCUGUACGAUGACAGCAGCAAGCGUUGGGUGCCAGUAGGAUCAGAUGCACCCCAAUUCAGCCGUGUCCAGAUCUACCACAACCUUUCAACCAACACCUUCAGAGUGGUGGGCCGCAGACUGCAGGCUGAUCAGCAGGUAGUGCUCAACUGCCCCAUUGUCAAAGGGAUGAAGUACAAUCAGGCAACACCAAGCUUUCAUCAGUGGCGAGAUCCCAAACACGUCUGGGGCCUAAACUUUGGGAAUAAAGAAGAUGCAGCUGUUUUUGCCAACUCUAUGACGCAUGCAUUAGAGGCUCUCGGUGCACCUGGAACUGCAGUGUCAAGUCAAAAUGGACCAACCCCACAACAGCCUGAACAGCAGAAAAGGAUUGAGCAACAAAAGCAGGAACAGCAGGAGAAAGAGCCCAUAGGGUCAGAUGCCCCUACCUGCUCUGUAUCACCAGGUGCUCCUCCACCACCACCACCACCACCACCUCCUCCUUCUGCUGGGCCUUGCCCACCAGCACCUCCUCCCCCUCCCUCUGGUGGUGCGGUCCCACCUGCACCACCACCACCCCCUGCUGGAGGAAGUGGAAAAGUUGGAGGACAAGGAGGCAGCACAGAUCUUGCAGCUGCUCUUGCAGGAGCUAAAUUGCGGAAAACUGUGAAGGAUGAUGGGGCAGCACCAGCCUCCAAACCAUCAUCAUCAUCUGGUGGGGGCGGAGGAGGUAACCUAAUGGGGGAAAUGAGUGCAAUUUUGGCAAGGAGGCGGAAAGCUGCUGAUAAUCCUGUGGCAACAGUCAAAGAACCUGGAAAUGGAGAACUUUCCCCCACAGUUUCAAAACUUCCUGGAUCAGGAGAAACCAACAUGCCAAAAGAAAAAUCAGUUUCAACACCGAGGCCAAAAAGCUUAACUGCUACCCAAAAUGACCCGAUUUCCAGCUCCAUCCCAUCUGCCCCCUCUAACCCUACCCAAGGUCCAGGGUCCAGGCUAAAAGUGCCGACGAAAAACUCUGAUUGUGCAGAAGGUGAUGGUGAUAUCGCACGUAUCAAACAGGAGAUCAUAGAGGAGGUGAAAAAAGAACUUCAGGAAAUGAAGGAAGAAAUUAUCAAAGCCUUGAUCCAGGAGCUCCAAAGAUGAACGGUGAACAUUAAGGAAUCCUGGGAGGCCGAAGAACAUAAUGAAGAGAUCUGAAUUUCAAAACCAUUCCCAAGCCUGAUACCCACUGCACUGUUUUUCUGCAUUAAAUAUAUAAAAUGUCA
This is a messenger RNA of Cyprinodon tularosa, 1460 nucleotides long. RefSeq names its product vasodilator-stimulated phosphoprotein-like. Bases 178 to 1338 code for a protein of 386 amino acids. Gene Ontology annotation, molecular function: SH3 domain binding; profilin binding. NCBI's taxonomy places the organism in Eukaryota, Metazoa, Chordata, Actinopteri, Cyprinodontiformes, Cyprinodontidae. Gene Ontology annotation, biological process: axon guidance; neural tube closure; actin cytoskeleton organization. The record is from RefSeq and is a predicted model, not a curated record. The transcript is spliced from 13 exons.